AUGGCCGACCUCCCAUCUGACAGAAUAGCUGUGGAUGUUCCUCCCUUUACAAAUGUAGGAAUUGAUUACUUUGGCCCAAUAGAGGUAAAAAGAAAUCGGGCAAUAUGUGAAAGAGGUGCUUAUGCUGGUUCCUACUGUUCAGCCUGCUGUAUCACAAAUAAUCUUGUGGAAAGUCUUCUUGAAGAGGGGGUUGGAGGAAAAAACAUGGUUUUGAAUGUUCAAAAAGAUCGUGAGAGACCAAACGCUGUUCUGAAGCUGCUGCCUGGUGGACGAAUAUUCAGAGGAGAACAAGUCACUUUCACAUGUGAAAUACAAGACACAAGCAAGGACUGGAAGUACAACUGGUUUAUAAAUGGUCGCAAGCUUUUCUCUGCUGUUGAGAACAGAGAAUAUUCAUUUGUUGCUAGAGAGCAUGACAGUGGUAACUACAGCUGCAGUGGACAGAGAGAAAUUCACUCCCCGAACUCAGAGAUCAGUAAUACUGUUACACUGACUGUAUCAGCAAAACCCAAACCAACUGUGACUGGAGUUCCUCAGAGCUUCAUCUACACUGGAGAAGCUGUUACUCUGUACUGUGAGCUGCAGGAGCCGCAGUCUACUGAAUGGACAUUUAACUGGUACAAAAUAAUUCAGAACCAACUGACACCAGUAACUCCAAACACCAACCCACUCAGUGUAAAGACCACUAAUGCAGGAGAAACAGAGUACCAGUGUAUAGCACGCAGGAGAAACUACAACUCAGAGUUCAGUGAUAGAAUCACAAUUACAGUUAAAGAGAGACCAAAAGCUGUUCUGAACCUGCUGCCUGGUGAACAAAUAUUCAGUGGAGAACAAGUCAAACUCACAUGUGAAAUACAAGAAGACACAAACAAGGACUGGAAGUACAACUGGUUUAAAAAUGAUCAUGAACUUUCCUCUGCUGUUGAGAACAGAGAAUAUUCAUUCACUGCUACAGAGUGGUACAGUGGUAGCUACACCUGCAGUGGACAGAGUAAAAUUCACUCCCAGAACUCAGAGAUCAGUAAUACUGUUACACUGACUGUAUCAGUGAAGCCUAAACCUAAACUCACAUCCAACCUUAAUAGAGCAGCACUAACAGGAAACUCAGUGACUCUGUACUGUGAGCUGGAUCCACAGUCUGCUGGAUGGAAGUUUUACUGGUUUAAACACACACAGAACCAUCAGACUGAAACUACAACACACAGCUACACCAUCAGCUCAGUUAGUGUUUCUGAUGUGGGUCAGUACCAGUGCAGAGCUGGGCGAGGAAACCCAGUCUACUAUACACACUACAGUGAUGUACUCGGGGUAAAUGUUACUGAGAGUCCUAAAGCUGUGGUGACCAUAAAUCCUGAUAAUCAGGUGUUUAGUGGAGAAACUGUCACUUUCAGAUGUGACAUACAGAGAGGAGGAGAUGCUGAGUGGACAUACAGCUGGUAUAAAACUGGUGGAUUUAACCCAGUGAGAACAACACAGGAGUUCAGUGUCAGAUCUGUUAUUUACUCUGAUGGGGGUAAAUACACCUGCAGAGGUGAGAGGAAAAGUGACUCAGAGAACUCAGAGAUCAGUGAUACUGUUAUACUGACUGUAUCAGAGCGACAACAGCCGGUACUGAAUGUAUCUGUACAGAACUGGCUGACUGAAGGAGACUCAGUGACUCUAAGCUGUGAGGUUCGAGGUUCCACUACAGGCUGGAUAUUCAGCUGGUACAAAGUGAUUCAAUACAGAGGAGGCUUCAUUAGAAGAGAAGACUUAGUUCUCCUCUCAGACAGCAGCAGAGGAGCUGGAGGCUCGUACACUCUCAGUCCUGCUGUUCUCAAUCACACAGGGGUUUAUGUAUGUAGAGCAGAGAGAGGAGAACCAGCCUAUCACACACAGUACAGCCAACCACAACCACUGUGGAUCACUGGUGAAUCUGGUUCAGUGUCACUGAUCAUCAGUCCCAACAGAACUCAACAUUUCACUGCUGAAUCUCUCUCACUGAGCUGUAAAGGACAGAGAGACUCUACUGGAUGGAGAGUGAGACGAUACAGAGAGAGUAAAGAAGUGUCAGACUGUUUAUCAGGUGUGGGAUCAGCUCCUGGAUCUACAUGCAGCAUCAGCUUUCUCUAUAUGUCUAACACUGGAGUGUACUGGUGUCAGUCUGAAUCUGGAGGCAGCAGUAAUCCUGUCAACAUCACAGUGCACUAUGGUGAUGUGAUCCUGGACAGUCCUGUCCAUCCUGUGAUUGAGGGACAUUCUCUGACCUUACACUGUUUAUAUGGUGCAACAAGGCCUGUAAACCUCCAAGCUGAUUUCUAUAAAGAUGAUUUAGUCCUCAAGAACCAGACAGAAAAGAUGAUCAUCCACAGUGUAUCAAAGUCAGAUGAAGGUUUCUAUCACUGUAAACACCCAGAGGAAGGAGAGUCACCAAAAAGCUGGAUCUCAGUACGAGGCUCAGGUUCUGGAUCCAGUGGUUUAAUUAUAGGAAUUGCUGUGGGACUGAGUUUGUUCUUGUUGUUCAUCAUCUUAAUGAUUCUGCUGUUCUGCUACAAAACCAAGAAAGGAAAGCAGCAGAACACCAGUGAGAGAUCAGACCAAAACCAAAGCCAGUCCAGAGAUGAGGGCUCUCAGUCAGGAUACACACCACUUCAAGCUGGAACUGAACAUGUUUAUGACGAUGUGAAGCCAAAGCCUAACAGUGACACAGAUGCGGAUGCUGGACCCAGUGACCUGACUUACAUCGAGCUUGAUCUGAAACCAAAGAAAAAAGCAAAGAAAAAAGAAGUUUUCAAAGAUAAGGACAAUGAGGAUGAAACUGUGUACUCAAUGCUGAAGGCCAACUAAGAGCACUGGACAAGAGAAUCAAAUCUUGAUAGAAGACACAAGAAAGAUUUAUUGAUUUUUUCUCUUUUGUUUUUGUUUGUUGUUUUUCCUGCUAAAAGCUUAUUUUCUUCUUUAUUAUUUACUCUCAAAAAUAUUAAAAAUGUAACUGAUAUUUGUUCACCUUGAUACUGCUGUUAUAAUGUGGUAAUACUUUAUAAUGCUGUUAUUAUAGCUAAAAGCUGCUGUUAACUUGCAAUCAGACUACCAGGUCUCUCCUGUGUAGAUGUUUUUAUCAGUUUAAAACAUACUGUAUUAAAAACAGUUUUUAAUUACUUUUUCAUUACUUUUAUUUGUAUAUAAGGAGAUGUCUAAAUUAAGAGAUGAAUGUCAUAUUUUUCUACCAGUUAAAAGGCUCAGAACAGUGCUGCCCCCUUUUACCUAAUUAACCCUUUCUAACUAAUAACAUACAUAAACAUUACUCAAAAACCUUUCUAAAUGUUGUACAACAUUGUAUUUUAUCAUGAAUACUGUAUUUUAUGCUUCGUUGUUUGUUUUAUUAUCUCCUGAGAACAGUUUAACUAUUACAAUACAAUG
This is a messenger RNA of Trichomycterus rosablanca, 3399 nucleotides long. RefSeq names its product Fc receptor-like protein 5. Bases 1 to 2826 code for a protein of 941 amino acids. Gene Ontology annotation, molecular function: transmembrane signaling receptor activity. Gene Ontology annotation, biological process: cell surface receptor signaling pathway. Gene Ontology annotation, cellular component: plasma membrane. Lineage: Eukaryota; Metazoa; Chordata; Actinopteri; Siluriformes; Trichomycteridae. The record is from RefSeq and is a predicted model, not a curated record. The transcript is spliced from 16 exons.